This is a messenger RNA of Rodentolepis nana, 633 nucleotides long. The record is from the annotation of a GenBank genome assembly. NCBI's taxonomy places the organism in Eukaryota, Metazoa, Platyhelminthes, Cestoda, Cyclophyllidea, Hymenolepididae.
AUGCUCUAUCAAAAUCCAAUCUUUUACAAACGGGCCUUCCACAGGGAGCUGUCACAAGCUGCACUCGGGCCUUCCAUAGGAUCCAAUCUUUUACAAACAGGCCUUCCACAGGGAGCUGUCCCAGCCUUACAAACAGGCCUUCCACAGGGAGCUGUCACAAGCUGCAUACAGGCCUUCCACAGGGAGCUGUCACAAGCUGCACUCUUUUUUCCACAGGGAGCUGUCACAACCUGCACUCUUUUCAAUGUUGACAGGGAGCUGUCACAAGCUGCACUCUUUUCAAUGGUAUUACGUGAAAACUUUAUGCAGAUGAUCUUGUUCUAUGGUAUUCCGCCCCUAUUUUCUCAGAUGAUCUGGUACUAUGGUAUUCCGCCCCUAAGGAAAUUUGUUCUGUGGUAUUCCGCCCCUAAGAAGAACGCUCAGGAACGAAGAGAAAGUGUCCUAAAUUGUGCUUUUAAACUACUAGCAAACUGGUGCGACAACAAUGGAAUGGUAAUCAACACCGCGAAAACUGCAUUCCAAACUUUUUCUUUGGCCCGUCACCGCAUAAACUCGCUUCUAAGGUACAAGGAUACUACCCAAGAAAAAACCAAUGAGUUCACUUAUCUCGGAAUGACGUUUGAAAACCAAUGA